Messenger RNA from Ailuropoda melanoleuca (giant panda), 4493 nucleotides. It is a transcript of the gene TAS1R3, whose product is annotated as taste 1 receptor member 3. The record is from RefSeq and is a predicted model, not a curated record. Gene Ontology annotation, molecular function: G protein-coupled receptor activity; sweet taste receptor activity. The transcript is spliced from 7 exons. Gene Ontology annotation, cellular component: plasma membrane. NCBI's taxonomy places the organism in Eukaryota, Metazoa, Chordata, Mammalia, Carnivora, Ursidae. Gene Ontology annotation, biological process: G protein-coupled receptor signaling pathway; sensory perception of sweet taste; sensory perception of umami taste. Bases 1024 to 3729 code for a protein of 901 amino acids.
GGGGCAGCAGGAUGCUGCCUGUCUGUGUUGUGUAGCCUUUAGCCUGGUGCCCCGAGCCGCCACCAAGGUCCAUGUCGUCACCCCCAUUUUACAGGUGAGAAAACAGAAUUACCCGAGGCGCUGGGUUGAGGGCAACUGCACGGCUUGUAGAGAGGAAAAGACCUGUGCAUGGGAGCUGUCCUGUGGCACAGCAGCGGUGGGACAGAAAAAGGCCUCCUGCCAGACAGCAUGCUCUCCAAUACCCCAACGUCAGACCCAAAGAGUGGUGUCUGAUGCCAGGUGCCCUGCGCCUGCAGCCUCGCCCCGUCCCACGGGGGCCGCAGCACCGUGAGGUGCCAGCAGAGGCAGAUGACCGUGAGGGCUGCACACGUGUGCGCCCACGUGCACACGGAUUACAGGGGCCGUGCACAGCACACGCGUCACACGUGUGCUGUGUGUGCAGGUACAGUGCGCCGAGUGUGUUCGCACGUACGUGCAUGCCCCGGGCGUGCCAUGCAGCUUGCUCCCUCCCCAGGCAGCGAAGAUCGGAUCCUAGGCCAUCCACUAUAAACGUCUGCCAGGCCCCAGCCAGGGUUGACACCACCCAGAGCUCCUCCACUCCAGUGGCAUCAGUAGCCUCCCCCAGUUCCUCUGGGUGCCUGAUGGGCACCCCCACACCUGAGCCUCGUGUCAGGUGCCCAGGGCACCCAGAGGCUAAGGAGAAACUGCUGGCACAUCCAUCGGGGCUGACCUGCACAUACCGGGUGUUGACCCAGCCUCAGAGGCCCAUUUGGUUACAGCCUUUCCUGCCUCGUUUGCAUGCACUGUCCCACAGGCCCAGCUGUGCCCUCUGUCCCCAGAGGGAGGCACCUGCUGUGUCAAGAGCCCAGGCAGGGUGUGGGCAGAACCAGGCUCAGGGUCCCUGAAGUUUCCAGGCCUCAGACCCCCAGCAGAGCAACAGCCCAGACCUUUAAGUUGCACUGUUCUCAGACACGCUGAGCGGCCACAGCCCUACCCUGGGGCCCUCCCCACCCCAGCCACGGUAUGGAGAGCAGGCUGGCUGGCUGGCCCCUGAACCUGCAGCCCACCCCCUGCCCCCAACCCCCGACUCCUAACAGUCCUCCCCAGGGCUGGGAGAGGUGUUUCUGUACCCACUCCUCGGGGCACUGGUACCUCCCACAGGCAGCUGGAGACCCCAGGACCCUCUGGCAGGGAAGUCCUGAGUGUCGCUCCUCCUGUCCAGGAACGGGGUGGCUGCAGAGGGACGUGGACACAGGCAGGAUGCAAGGGGACUACGUGCUGGGUGGGCUCUUCCCCCUGGGCUCGGCAGAGGAUGCGGGUCUCGGCGACAGGACACAGCCCAAUGCCACCGUGUGCACCAGGUUCUCGGCCCUUGGCCUGCUCUGGGCGCUGGCCGUGAAGAUGGCUGUGGAGGAGAUCAACAAUGGGUCUGCCCUGCUGCCGGGGCUGCACCUGGGCUACGACCUCUUUGACACGUGUUCAGAGCCCGUGGUGGCCAUGAAGCCCAGCCUCAUGUUCAUGGCGAAAGCGGGCAGCUGCGACGUUGCCGCCUACUGCAAUUACACGCAGUACCAGCCCCGCGUGCUGGCUGUCAUCGGACCCCACUCGUCCGAGCUCGCCCUCAUCACCGGCAAGUUCUUCAGCUUCUUCCUCAUGCCUCAGGUCAGCUAUGGUGCCAGCACCGACCGGCUGAGCAACCGGGAGAUCUUCCCGUCCUUCUUCCGCACGGUGCCCAGCGACCGCGUGCAGGCCAUGGCGAUGGUGGAGCUGCUGCAGGAGCUCGGCUGGAACUGGGUGGCCGCGGUGGGCAGUGACGACGAGUACGGCCGGCAGGGCCUGAGCCUCUUCUCCAGCCUGGCCAACACACGGGGCAUCUGCAUCGCGCACGAGGGCCUGGUGCCGCUGCCACGCGCGGGCAGCCUGCGGCUGGGCACCGUCCAGGGCCUGCUGCACCAGGUGAACCAGAGCAGUGUGCAGGUGGUGGUGCUGUUCGCCUCCGCCCGUGCUGCCCGCACCCUCUUCAGCUACAGCAUCCACUGCAGGCUCUCGCCCAAGGUGUGGGUGGCCAGUGAGGCCUGGCUGACCUCGGACCUGGUCAUGACGCUGCCCGGCAUGGCCAGGGUGGGCACUGUGCUCGGCUUCCUGCAGCAGGGCGCCCCGAUGCCCGAGUUCCCGUCCUAUGUGCAGACCCGCCUGGCCCUGGCUGCCGACCCCGCCUUCUGUGCCUCACUGGACGCUGAGCAGCCAGGCCUGGAGGAGCACGUGGUGGGCCCACGCUGCCCCCAGUGCGACCACAUCACGCUAGAGAACAUAUCUGUGAGGCUGCUGUACCACCGGACCUUUGCUGCCUACGCGGCCGUGUAUGGCGUGGCCCAGGCCCUCCACAACACGCUGCUCUGCGACGCGUCAGGCUGCCCCUCGCGGGAGCCUGUGCGGCCCUGGCAGCUCCUGGAGAACAUGUACAACACAAGCUUCCGUGCCCGCGGCCUGGUGCUGCGGUUCGAUGCCAGCGGGAACGUGCACAUGGAUUAUGACCUGAAGCUGUGGGUGUGGCAGGACCCGACGCCCGUGUUGCGCACCGUAGGAGCCUUCGAUGGCCGCCUGAAGCUCUGGCACUCCCAGCUGUCCUGGCACACGCCAGGGAACCAGCCGCCCGUGUCCCAGUGCUCCCGGCAGUGCAGGGAGGGCCAGGUACGCCGAGUGAAGGGCUUCCACUCCUGCUGUUACGACUGCGUGGACUGCAAGGCCGGCAGCUAUCAGCGCAGCCCAGAUGACCUCCUCUGCACCCAGUGUGACCAGGACCAGUGGUCCCCGGACCGGAGCACACGCUGCUUUCCCCGCAGGCCCACAUUCCUGGCAUGGCAGGAGCCAGCCGUGCUGGUACUGCUUAUACUGCUGGGUCUGGCACUGGGCCUGGUGCUGGCGGCCCUGGGGCUCUUCAUCUGGCACUGGGACAGCCCACUGGUGCAGGCCUCAGGUGGGCCACGGGCCUGCUUUGGCCUGGCCUGCCUGGGCCUUGUCUGCCUCAGCGUCCUCCUGUUCCCUGGCCAGCCGGGCCCUGCCAGCUGCCUGGCCCAGCAGCCACUGCUCCACCUUCCACUCACUGGCUGCCUGAGCACGCUUUUCCUGCAAGCAGCCCAGAUAUUUGUGGGUUCAGAGCUGCCACCAAGCUGGGCAGAGCAGCUGCGUGGCUGCCUGCAGGGGCCCUGGGCCUGGAUGGUGGUGCUGCUUGCUCUGCUGGCGGAAGCAGCAUUAUGUGCCUGGUACCUGGUGGUCUUCCCACCAGAGGUGGUGACGGACUGGUGGGUGCUGCCCACAGAGGCGCUGGUGCACUGCCGCGUGCGCUCCUGGAUCAGCUUCGGCCUGGUGCAUGCCACCAAUGCCGUGCUGGCCUUCCUCUGCUUCCUGGGCACUUUCUUGGUGCAGAGCCGGCCAGGCCACUACAAUGGCGCCCGCGGCCUCACUUUUGCCAUGCUGGCCUACUUCAUCACCUGGAUCUCCUUCGUGCCCCUCUUUGCCAAUGUGCAUGUGGCCUACCAGCCCACGGUGCAGAUGGGCGCCAUCCUCCUCUGUGCCCUGGGCAUCCUGGCCACCUUCCACCUGCCCAAGUGCUACCUGCUGCUGUGGCGGCCGGAGCUCAACACCCCUGAGUUCUUCCUGGGAGAUGAUGCCGGAGGACAGGGCAGCAGUGGUACUGGGGGGAAGGAGACUCAGGGCAAAAGCAAGUGACCCCUGACCCAGUGACCUCACCCCAGUGAACCCAGACUUAGUUGAGAUGCCCCCAAACCAAGUUCCUAGGAAGCAACCCCCAGACUGUACCCCAGCUGCUGAGCCCGCCCCCAGCUCUAGAUCCUGACUGCAGGCUGACUGCCGACCUUAACGCCACGGCGAUCCUUGGGCCUGCAGCAUUCACGAAGGGCCUCAGCACCCACCUGGGGCCCCAGAGAAGCUCUGUAUCUGUCCUAGCCAAGCCCUGGCCAGGGCCUACCCAGGUGAUCCAGCCCCACUAUUCCAGAAAGAGGCCCAUAAAAAGGUUCCUUGGGGCUCCUGUAGUUCACACCAAGAGCUCAGGAAAGCCCCCAGCCAGAUCACUUGAACUCCAAGCUGAGCAUUACUUGCCUGGCCAGGCCCAGCCUGGAGCCUCCAGCCAGCACCCCAUCCAAGCAUCACGGGGAUGGGAGGUUGGUGGGUGGGCUGGAGCUGUUCUGACCCUUCUGCAGGGGCAUGUGACUGACCAUGGGCCCCAGAAUGGGACAGGAAUGGUGAGCAGGGCAGGGACGCACACCCAACCUCCCCCUCUCCAUGGCGCGGCCCGAGUGGGUAAAAUAGGGUCAGGUGGCCACCAGCACAGUAGACAGAGCCUGGGGGUCAGCACCAAGGCCAGCACCACAGCCAAGACCCCUGGAGCCAGGAGCUAGCACCACGGACAGAAGACCAGCUGCCAGGACCCUGCUGGCAGCCAGCACCGGGGACAGAGACCUGACACUGACCAG